Pichia membranifaciens NRRL Y-2026 is the source of this 2238-nucleotide messenger RNA. RefSeq lists its product as hypothetical. The transcript has a single exon. The record is from RefSeq and is a predicted model, not a curated record. Gene Ontology annotation, biological process: positive regulation of transcription by RNA polymerase II. NCBI's taxonomy places the organism in Eukaryota, Fungi, Ascomycota, Pichiomycetes, Pichiales, Pichiaceae. Bases 1 to 2238 code for a protein of 745 amino acids. Gene Ontology annotation, molecular function: transcription cis-regulatory region binding.
AUGUCGCCCUAUAGGAAGGAGGUGAAAGGCGACUUCGCUGCUGGAGCGGCAAGCACUCUCCCUGUGGCGUCUGCAAACGAAGGCUCGUCUUCGAACAGGCGAUUCAGCAGCAGCGGGAACGAAGCGGGCUCCUCCGGCAUGAAAAAGGGGGGCUCGAGAAACAGGUCAUCGCAAAACCACUCCAAACGCAGCGCCAAGGCGAAGAACAGCAGCAGCAGCAGUGGACGGUUGAACGGGAACGACAAGCAGCAGCUGGUAGACGACUCCGACGACCUCCUUUCGAUGAUCAAGUCGUCGUCUAAGAAAGGAAUGGACAUCAGCCACCUGCUGACGUACAACUAUUCGAAAGAGCCGACCCCGUACGACGACGAGAGCCACAGCGGCGCCGGCAACGGGUACAGAAACGACCGAGGACGCACGUCGAGGCAGAGAAAGAAGAAGAGGUCGGCAGGGUCGGACAUCCAUUUGUCCGGUCUGAGCUACAUCAACGCAAACUACAAGUUCAUCGUGAGACCGGGCGGCGACUACAAGCUGCAGCUCCUGGACCCGAACUUGCCGCUCGAUAUCAACGACGUUGUGCGGGUGGCGGUGAAACAGAACGACUACCACUGCCCCAUCUGCAUGGGCGACGACUUUGUGGCGCCCAGAAUGACAAGGUGUGGCCACAUCUUCUGCUACCCAUGUCUCUUGAGCAUGUUUGACAACGUGAAACAUGACAAAACGAAAACGUCCAUCGGAAACAUGCACAACCCUUCGAUCUUCUGUCCAUUGUGUUCCGAGGUGAUCAAGGAGAAAUUUGUGCUGUUACCUGUCUUGAUUGAGCCAUUUGACGGCUCCACCCCUAAAGUGGAGCCGGAAACAGAUGUCAACCUUUCUCUCAUGCACAGAGGAAGUUCAAAGAUAUACUCGCAGCCCGUGUCGAAUUUCUAUCAGUUCAAGGGCUUCAAGGGCAGCAUUCCGUGGAUCAGCAAAAGCUGCACGCCGCUGAACUACAAGCAGUACUCGCCGUAUGUUUCCAACACCCGGUUGAUGAUGUGCGACUCUGAGUUUAUAAAAGCGUGUUUUCAAAAGGAGAUCGACGACUUGAUGACACAAAAACUACUGGACCAUGAAAUGUAUGGCGACCCAGGGAUUUUUUACGACAUAGCAGCCAGCAACAUCAAAGAAAACAUAAAGUCCUUGGCGGUCGACUCUGCGGUGGAUGGUCCACAACCAAUCUGCGAAAAGGAAGUGGAGAGCCAUUUAUCAAAUAUCUCACUUUCCAGCUCUUCCGAGGUCAACUUACCAUCUUUCAAAGACAAUUACUAUUACUACGAGUGCACUACCAAUUCUCAUAUACACUAUUUCCUUUCACCUCUAGAUGUCCAAGUCAUCAAUUCAUUAUUUAGCCUCCCAGAUAUAAAGAAACUAGGCACAGAACAAUUAGCGCUCAACCCAGCUUAUAACAUGCCAUUGAAUUUGAAAGUCUACCUCGAAAAUAUCGACUCCGAAGAAGGAAAAGUGACUCCUGAGCUCGUCAGUAAGUACCCCUUCUUGGGUAACUUACCAUAUGGCGCUGAACUCGGGUUUUUGGAAAUCGAUUGGUCUAAAUUUGAUGCCUCCUUUAUUCCAAAAGACUACAAUGAGGCAGAUGAAGAACCAAUCGAAGAACAGAAGAGGAAGCUUAGAUACCCUUCUCAGAUCCCUCAGUAUAUACGGAAACAACUUCAGAAUCGAACUCGAGAAAUAAACAACAAAAGGUUGAACGAGGAGCGUGCUCGUGUUCGUGGCGAGUUGAGAAGAGAAAAAGAAACAUUAGAGAUUUUCAACGAGAGCAAUACUCGCAAUAUGAAGCAGGAUGAUGAUGAAGACCUUAUUGACACAUUGAUCAGUACUAGACAAAAAAACAAGCAAUUUGUUCAUAUUGAUACCAUUAACACCAUGCCUUUCUUGAAAGGCACUUCGAACAGCUUUGAUUUAUUGGCAACUGAUAGUGAUGAAAAUAACGAGUUCAAUGACAUGGGUACUGAAGGCAGUAGCUCAAAUCCAGCUUUCACGAUGACAACAAAAAAGUCUGUGUGGGGAACACAUGUUCCAAUAGUUAUAGAUCCUGAAGAAGAAGCGCUUCGGGAAGAAGAAACACGGCAGUUUGAAGAAAUGUUACGUAGAGCAAAAGAUCAGGCAGUGGAGUCCAAUGUCAGUAAAGGCAAGAAAGGGAAAAAGGGAAGGAGAGUGAAAAUGGUUCCUCUACCUUUAUAA